AUGUUGUUGUUAAAGAAUCAUACCAGUGUGACAGAAUUCAUUUUUGUGGGAUUUAUGGAUCACCCAGAGCUGCAGAUUCCUCUUUUUGUGCUGUUCCUUGGUAUUUAUAUCACCACCCUGGUGGGGAACUUUGGUAUGAUUAUUUUAAUCCAGAUUGAUGCCCGACUUCAGACUCCAAUGUAUUUCUUCCUCAGUAACCUGUCUCUUGUAGAUGUUGGUUAUUCAACAGUCAUUGCCCCUAAGAUGCUCAUGACCUUUGUAUCUGAAAACAGAACCAUUCCCUUCAUUGAGUGUGCUGUGCAGUUUUAUUUUUUCUGUAUCUUUGUAACAAAUGAAUGUUGUCUUUUGGGUGUGAUGGCCUAUGACCGCUUUGUAGCUAUUUGCAAUCCAUUACUUUAUCACACCGCAAUGUCCAAGAGACUUUGUAUCUCGCUUGUCAUUUUGUCAUACAUAACUGGUUUUGUGAACUCCACUGCACAGACAAUUUUUAUAUUUAGUUUGUCUUUCUGUGGCUCCAAUGUAAUUAACCAUUUCUUCUGUGAUAUCCCUCCAAUCCUGAAGUUGUCCUGCUCUGACAUCCACAGUACAGACAUUGUUCAUUUUACCUUGUCCACAAUAGUUGUCAUGAGUACUAUCUUGAUUGUCCUAGUGUCUUAUGUUUCCAUUGUCACCACCAUCUUAAAGAUCAACUCUGCUGAGGGUAGGCGCAAAGCUUUCUCUACCUGUGCAUCCCAUAUCAUGGCUGUGACUAUCUUCUAUGGAACUCUGAUCUUUAUGUAUUUGCGGCCUACCUCGGGCUACACAAUGGACCAAGACAAAAUUAUCUCAGUGUUUUAUACACUGGUGAUCCCUAUGCUAAACCCUUUGAUUUAUAGUCUGAGGAACAAGGAAGUGAAGGAAGCUGUGAAAAGGGCAAUUGGCAGAAAGAUCUUUGCUUGUUGA
Podarcis raffonei (Aeolian wall lizard) is the source of this 942-nucleotide messenger RNA. RefSeq names its product olfactory receptor 1019-like. Gene Ontology annotation, molecular function: G protein-coupled receptor activity; odorant binding; olfactory receptor activity. Lineage: Eukaryota; Metazoa; Chordata; Lepidosauria; Squamata; Lacertidae. Bases 1 to 942 code for a protein of 313 amino acids. Gene Ontology annotation, cellular component: membrane. The transcript has 2 exons. Gene Ontology annotation, biological process: sensory perception of smell; G protein-coupled receptor signaling pathway. The record is from RefSeq and is a predicted model, not a curated record.